Cavia porcellus (domestic guinea pig) is the source of this 5062-nucleotide messenger RNA. RefSeq names its product sodium-dependent glucose transporter 1C-like. The record is from RefSeq and is a predicted model, not a curated record. Lineage: Eukaryota; Metazoa; Chordata; Mammalia; Rodentia; Caviidae.
UGUAAAUGGGGCUAGUGUGGCUAUGAGGAUUAGCAGAUUUUCCCUGGAUGGCUUACUCCUGAGGUCCAACAAACACUGUGGAGCAAGCCCAGGGCUUGGAGUUUCUAAAGGCAGCAACUUGGGGCUGUUAGGACUGCUAGGACUCAAGAUUGCACUCCCCAAUUCUUGGCCUGCAUUUUGCCCUGGAGGUCUGGUGACAUUUUAACCCUGGGGGCGUCUGUUCCCUGAGUCUCUGGCUCUCGGCUCAGCCCGUAGUCUACACCUGCACCUGCCAAAGUCCCUCUUCCUUGUUCAUUGGGGCGGUGCCUGGUGAGAUGUCACCUUUAAGGACAGUGCGGACUCAAUGGACAGGAUCACGUUCAGCGCCACCAGUGCGGUUGUAAAAAUGACAGGCGAGUACCUUGGAGCAGCCACGCGGGAGCUGGAACUGGAGUUCCGUGAGGCCGGGGCCCCGGCUGCUGGGCAGCGGCUCCUCCUGGACGCGGCCCCGGCGGAGACCCAGCCACAGGCACCGUCCGGCCCCCGGCGGAGCGCCCGGGCCGAGAGCGCGCUGCGCUGGUUCACCACCGCGGUGCUGUGCGCCGCCUUCCUGGGGCUGGGAUUGAGUGUUGGUAUACUGGGACCUACAUUUCAAGAUUUGGCAACAAAUGUAAACCGAAAUAUCAGCAGUCUUUCUCUAAUUUUUGUCGGCCGGGCCUCUGGAGUCUUGUGCGGCUCUAUGAUUGGUGGUGUUCUUUUUGAAUGUAUGAAUCAUGUUUUACUUCUGGGGUUGUCAAUGUUGGCUACCACAGUUGGCCUUUACCUCAUUCCUUUUUGCAAGACAGCAGCAUUACUGAUUACCAUGAUGUCUGUGUUUGGUGCUGCAGCUGGUGCUCUGGACACAGGUGGGAACAUCCUUAUCUUGGCUCUAUGGGGGGACAAAGGAGCCCCACAUAUGCAGGCCUUACACUUCAGUUUUGCCUUGGGUGCCUUUUUGGCUCCUAUUCUGGCAAAACUGGCCUUGGGGACAACAGUAUCACCUGAAAACCACACAGAGCCUCACCUUCACCCUGCAGCCCUCAACCGAUCUCCUGAAGCCGACCCAGGCCUUCUGUUUGCAGCGCCUGAUGACUUGAACUUACUGUGGGCUUAUGCUGCUAUCGGCACUUACACCUUUGUAGUUUCUGUCUUCCUGUUUGCUCUGUUUUUCAUGAAAAGCUGGAAGCAUGAAAAAUCAACAGCGUCUGCUCAGGAAUCUCGAAGAGCUAAACAUCACAGAGCCCUGCUCUGCCUCCUUUUCCUCUUCUUCUUUUUUUACGUUGGAGCUGAGGUAACCUAUGGCUCUUAUGUUUUCUCAUUUGCAACCACCCACGUUGGCAUGGAGGAGAGCGAGGCUGCUGGCUUGAACUCCGCCUUCUGGGGGGCCUUUGCAGCCUGCAGGGGCCUGGCAAUCUUGUUUGCCACAUGUUUACGGCCUGGAACCAUGAUUGUGGUGAGCAACAUUGGCAGCCUGGUGUCAUCUUUAUUCCUGGUGCUUUUUGACAAGAACCCACUUUGUCUCUGGAUAGCAAGUUCAGUGUAUGGAGCCUCGAUGGCCACCACCUUUCCCAGCGGUAUUUCUUGGCUUGAGCAGUACACGAGCAUAAGCGGAAAGUCUGCAGCUUUUUUUGUGGUUGGUGCUUGUCUGGGAGACAUGGCUAUUCCUGCAGUAAUUGGAAUACUUCAGGGAGAAUACCCAGGUUUGCCGGUAGUUCUGUACACGUGUUUGGGGUCAGCAAUAUUCACUGCUGCAUUAUUUCCUGUGAUGUAUAAGUUAGCCACCUUGCCUCUGGAUCAGCAGAAGGAAAAGAGAAAGAAUGAGGACCAGAAAGCUUUGCUUUCCUCUCCUACGCUAAUUGAGUAUGAGGAAGAUGGUGAAGAGGAUGCAGAAGAACAGAAUGAGGUGGAUUUUGAAGUGGUUGAAAUGAGUGAUACAAUGAGACCUUCUGUUAUACAGAUGUCAGAAAUAUUUUAUUGGUGCCAAUAGUUAACCUAUACAACCAGUUCUCAAAUGCAAUGAUAUUUUAAUUUUUCUACAGUGAAUACUGAUGAUUCCUCCAGGGAGCCCCUUGUGAGAAACCAGUACAAAAUAGACUAACACAUAGCAGAUGGAUUACUUCCAGGAUCCAUUGAAUAACUUUGUCUUCUAUAUAACCAGUCAGAUCCAAUCUUCUGCAGAUUUUUAGCAUGUAUUCAGAAUGACAAUUUCCUAGGUCCAUUUACAGCCAAUAUUUUUACAUGUUCUCCAAUUCCCAGAGACUUUUAUAAACUACUAAGUGGUAGGAUACAGUAGGAUCUUAUAGGAAAUUAGCAUUCAGCAUUAGACUUACUAGAGAAUAUUUUAUGCCUCUACUUUUGAGAGCAUACAAACAAAGUAUAUUUGAAAAAUGGCUACUCUCUGAUAAAGCAAAAUCACAAAUGAGCAGAACAGUUUUGCUGUGCAAAGUAUCAGGUAUCUGUAUGCUGCUUGGGAUUUAGGAAAGAGUGAUGUUAUGAACUAGUGUCUUUGGAAUUAGAUACAUGCUUUCAUUAAUUGCUUUAUGUUAUAUGUAUGGCUUCGCCAAAAUAUGCUAAUGACACUGAUUUGUGUGUUUUUAUGAGGGGAACAUCAAACAGGUGAAGAGACCCGACUUUAAGAUGUGAAUGUGCCUCCUGCCUUUACAUCCAGACACUUAAGCCUUGUUUAUCUCGUGACUUAUGACUCUAGCAAUAAAAAUUAGAUGAUUUAAAAAUUGAGUAACCCAUCAGUUUUUAAGUUGGUGCAAAAUGACUCCUAAGAGUCCAGUCUUUAUCUGAAAAUGAAAAGUGAAACCAAAAUAUGAUAAAAUUGUAAAAUUUUAAGAAUGUGUUACUGCUUAUGAAUACAUGUAAAUGUGAUAUCACCUCUAUUUAAUCAUCAUUUGCAUAAUUCUCUAAAGAACAUAGGGAUCAAAUAUACAUUUGAUCCCUUCUGAAAUAUGCAUUUUCUCAUAUCUGUCAAACAGGUAUGUGUAACAAUCAAUGAUCAUUUAAGAUGGUGACAAAUUAGAAUUGACAGUUUUGCCUUAUAAAUAUGUAAAACUAUUGCAUUUGAUAGUGUCUUACAUUUCGACAAAUAAAAUAAUUUAUUCAGUUGUACAGAUUAAACUAUUUUAUAGACAAUUUUAAAAGAAACAUUAUUGUCCUUAUUUAUUUAUUUAUAUAUUGGUACCAGCGAAUCAAACUCACAACCUCAGGCUUACCAGGCUAGCACCUGAGCCACUGAGCCAAAUCCCCAGCCCAUCCUCCUUAUUUUAACACAAGGUUUCAUUGUGUUGUCCAGGCUGAUCUCGAAUUCCUGGGCUCAAACCAUCCAAACCUAACGCAUGGAGAGGGCUGGCCCAGAGAGUGAAAGUGAGAAGCCUGCUGCUUUGUUUUUUAGACCAUGUUUCCCCCUUAGCCUGAGCUUACAGAGCACCUCUGCUCCGUUUGCUGGUUUUCCCAAGUCUGUAGGGCUUUAAGCAGUAGCAGUAGUUUGGCUGAUGACAGUCUUGAUGCAAGAAAGAUACUAUUGUCAGCAUCUACUUUUAGAUGGUAGAAGAUAGAGCUGAGGGAGAGACUGUGGUGGUAAUAACAUGACAUAAGAUCCGGAAAUCUACACUGGAAAAUUCACUCGACUCCACAUACAACAAGCAUGAACGGAUAUUGUCUUACGAAUUUAACAAGCUCCUAAAUGAUGCAGUGUUGCCGACCCAUGAACACACUUUGACUAAAAGUCAUUAUUGGAGUAUAGAAUACUUUUCUGCCCACAGGAGUUUUGUUUGUUUUUAGUUUAAAAUUUUUAAAUUUGACUGUAUUAUAUCACUGGAAGAAUACAGUCUCUGAGUCCCUCUUCACAGACACACAUCCCAUGUGCUGUAACCCUAGCUAAAAAUACUUUGAAGCUGUAGAACAGAUAUCUUUAGCCUUCUCCCUUUACCUGGUAGACUAUUGGUUGUCUAUGUCAGGUUCAUGGAGUAUCUCUGCUGGGAGCACAGUGGACACUGAGGAAAACAUCAGAGGCCGCUGCCUUCACAGAACUUCCCUUCUAAUGCAGCACUGUCCCGUAAAGCUGCUGCUCUGGUGGAGAUUCACUUUAUCUGCCCUGGCCAGUAAUACUACUCGCCGUAGUUAAGAGUGAAUUGAGAUCUCAGAAUACGGCUACUAUGACACCAAAUGCAUUUUUAAUCUAAAUUGAAAUGUUUUCUUUAGCUAGUGGCUGUGACAUGGAAGCCUAGUCCAAGAAGCAAGACAUCAAAUUCUUAACUAAAGAAGAUGUUCCCAAGAAGGGUGUUAUCUCCUGUGGUCAUGGAAAUUAACAUGUGUCAGACAUCAGAAAGGUUAGGUAGACACCUUGUUAAAUGGCAUGGUAUAAAUUAUCAUGGCCUUUGGUAAAGGCUUGGUCUUACUAAGUCAUGAUGAUAGAGAGUGGUAGUUAUCUUACAAAGAGGUGACAUAAAAAGAAUUAAGAUGUGUUAUAUAUACACACCAACUCCCCAUGAUGAUUGUAAUCAUCAUGUACUAUGAACAUGUGCUAAUAAAAGUAAAAACUUGGGACCUCAACGCCCCCCAAAGAUGGAGGAGGAGCCCACUCCACAUACAGUGGUUGCCCCUUGCCAGCUCUGACCUACAGAUUCUGCCCCCUGGCUGCUACCCACAAACACCAAGACUGAUACAUGCUUUGUUUCCCCUGGACACUGGGCAGCAGAGGCACCAAUGAAACCACCAGCCUGAACACAGACACGGCCAAUGCCCUAGGUAAAGAAGGUAAGCCUGGGAGUCGACAUAUCCACCAGGAAAUGAGACCUGGCCCACAGUGUUGGCCCCAAGAAAAACCCAUGGAGGAAAAAAAUCCCGACUUGGAUUCCAAGGUUACAAAUCUUGCAAAGAAACCAGUCAUUUGAAGAGGAAAGAAAAACAUGAAAAACAAAACCAAAAAAGAAUAGUGUUAUGUACAUGUACCAAUUCCUGACAGUGAACAAAAUUAUGAACUGCAAACAUGUACUAAUAAAAGUCAAAAAUAAAAAAGAAACCACUCAUUCAAAAA